This is a messenger RNA of Harmonia axyridis, 2581 nucleotides long. Its product is annotated as ATP-binding cassette sub-family G member 4. Lineage: Eukaryota; Metazoa; Arthropoda; Insecta; Coleoptera; Coccinellidae. The transcript has 9 exons. Gene Ontology annotation, molecular function: ATP binding; ABC-type transporter activity; ATP hydrolysis activity. Gene Ontology annotation, cellular component: plasma membrane. The record is from RefSeq and is a predicted model, not a curated record. Bases 202 to 2115 code for a protein of 637 amino acids.
AAGGACCUAUACGAUUAGGACUUUUUUCUCCUGGUGAUUCUACGGACGACGGACUUUAAACGUUCGAAUACGACAAAUCUAUAUAAGUGACCAUACUCAUAAGAUAACGAUGCAGUCAAUGCUCGUAUCUAAAGUACCAAGGUUCUCCUCCUUUAUGCCUUCAAACUCCGAUCAAGAGUGAAAAGAGACAAAGAACCAGCCAUGGAGGUUGUAAUGCACGAAGCUGCCAACGGUUCUGUGAACGGUAACAGUGGUAUUCAAUACAACAAUGGUGUUGAAGAAGUGCGGUACAGUGAAGUUGCCAAAAAUGAUGCGAGAUUCGACAGACUCCCAACGAGGAGUCCUGUUGAUAUCAGCUUCGAGAACAUCGUCUAUUCGGCCUCUUUGGGAUUCAGAAAAGGUUACAAAGAAAUCAUACACAGUAUUAGUGGGAGAUUUCCACCUGGUCAACUUGUAGCUAUAAUGGGACCUUCUGGUGCAGGAAAAAGCACAUUGUUAGACGUUUUGAGCGGAUACAGAAAGACUGAUAUCGAGGGAAAAGUCUAUAUAAAUGGAGAGGAAAGAGAUUUGAGAUCCUUCAGGAAGAUGUCGUGCUACAUAACACAAGAAGACAGACUUCAGCCUCUACUCACAGUAAAGGAGAAUAUGAUGAUUGCUGCUGAUUUGAAAUUGUCAACUGAUACAUCAGUUAGAGAUAAGCUGAAACUUGUUCAUGAGAUCCUUGUUACAUUGAGUUUGGUGAAAAGUAAACAUACUUUGACUAGCCAACUAUCAGGGGGACAGAGAAAAAGACUAUCCAUUGCUCUUGAAUUGAUAAGCAAUCCUUUAGUGAUGUUUUUGGAUGAACCAACCACAGGAUUGGACAGCUCGUCUUGUUCUCAAUGCAUCAACCUACUCCAUUUAUUGGCAAAACAAGGCAGAAACAUUGUUUGCACCAUCCAUCAACCGUCAGCUGCGAUGUUUCAGAUCUUCGACCAGGUCUACGUUUUGAGCAGUGGUAAAUGCCUCUACCAAGGAUCCACAAAGAAUAUGGUGCAAUUUUUCAACGACCUUGGAGCUCCGUGCCCCAUGUACCAUAAUCCUGCUGAUUACGUUAUUGAAAUAGCAUGUGAAGAGUAUGGAAAAUACAUAGUCGAUCAAAUGGUGCAAAAAAUGGACAACGGAAAAACCUUGAAAUAUUUCAAUAAGCCUGAGCAACUACCCUCCUUAGCGGCUCUAAAAGACAGAGUGAGCUAUGAAUUUAUAGAUGAUGAUGAAGAUGGCCUCGAGGUAACUUCCCAGUGGAAUCAACUCAAAGUGUUACUUAGAAGGGGUUGGAUUAAAAUGAAGAGGGAUGAAACUCUUACGUAUAUGAGAAUCAUCGUAAAUAUUCUAGUCGGAAUCAUGCUGGGAACUUUGUUCUGGCAAGCUGGAGAAAAUGCAUCCAGAACGUUGGAUAAUUAUAAUUUAUUGUUUUCAAUUUUGAUGCACAACAUGAUGUCACCUAUGAUGUUAACGAUCCUAACUUUUCCUGCAGAGAUGAAUAUUCUAAUCAAAGAACAUUUCAAUAGAUGGUAUUCGAUGAAGAUGUACUAUUUAUCUGUUACGCUGAUAGACAUUCCUCUUUCUAUCUUCUGUGGCGUAAUAUUCGCUGUCAUAAUAUACUGGAGUACUGGUCAGCCAAUGGAAUUGGAUAGAUUCGUCAUGUUCACAAGCAUUUGCCUACUGAUCACUUUCGUCUCACAAAGCUUUGGUCUUAUGAUUGGUUCUGUGUUCGAUGUCAUUAAUGGAAACUUCGUAGGUCCAGCAUUGUCAGUCCCUAUAAUGAUGUUUGCUGGUUUUGGUGUUAGGCUCAGUGACAUACCCGGCUACUUGUACUGGGGUACCUACUUGUCUUUUCUGCGAUACGGUCUAGAAGGCCUGGUUCAUGCAAUCUACGGCCUAGAUAGAGAAAAGCUAGUAUGUCCAGAGGAGGCAGACUAUUGCAUGCAUGCUGUUCCUUCUAGAUUCCUCAAAGAAGUUGGACUACGAGGAGAUCAAUUUUGGAAUGACAUAUAUGCGUUGCUUCUCAUCAUGUUUGUCUUCAAAGUUGCGUCAUACUUUUUACUUAGGCUUAAGAUGAUACUCAUUAGGUAGAUGUUGAUAUCAUUUGUAAGAUAUGGCUGUGGUCUACAUCCAAAUAUUUAAUUUAUUUAUUUGCUCAACAGUUUGUAUUUUGUAAGAAAUGCCAGAUAAGUUCUAAGAUUUACAUGUAAGACUUUUGUAGAAGUACCUAUUCAUAAUAGUUAAGAAAAAUAAAGAUUGUGCCUGUCAGUAAAUGAUUAGAUUUGAAAGAGAUGUCAUUUCUAUUCAUUAAAAGGAAAUAAAUGAGGUUAAAAUAUAUUUUCAGAUUGAAUGUUAACAAGUUAAUGAAUAAUGAAGUGUAUUUUUCAGAAUGUAUAUUAUUAAAAAAAACUUUUCUGUGAUUCAGAACAAGUCAGUCGUUUCAUCUAUCGAUGAAACAAUGUUCUUCAAUGCAAUUUUUGAUGUUUAUUGGUAUGUAUAUACUACCGUUAUUUUUCUAUGGUUGAUGUGAUGUGAUAAUAAAUACAGUUUAUCGAUA